This is a messenger RNA of Toxotes jaculatrix (banded archerfish), 3395 nucleotides long. RefSeq names its product dipeptidyl peptidase 9-like. Gene Ontology annotation, molecular function: dipeptidyl-peptidase activity; serine-type peptidase activity. Bases 260 to 2941 code for a protein of 893 amino acids. Gene Ontology annotation, biological process: proteolysis. The record is from RefSeq and is a predicted model, not a curated record. Lineage: Eukaryota; Metazoa; Chordata; Actinopteri; Toxotidae. The transcript has 21 exons.
CCACAAGCCACUUCCUCGUUGUUAGCAUAUUAGCAUCAAGCUAAUUACCUGCUGUCUUUGAAAGUAGUUGACUUCUGCUAUCUAAUCAGACCCUGACCGCUGUCUUCAACACAGGCGUUUCUUCGAGGAGAAAGUCUUUCACGGUCUUUGGGCAGAAAGUGUAAGCUAAAGAUGGAUGAGUGCUUUGCUGUUUUGAGUUGUUCCCGUGUACAAGUGCCGUUGUGGGUGUCAGGUCUGGUCCAGGGUUGUUGAACGGUUAAUGCACAGAGUAAAGAGACUGAAAAUCGAAGACAAAACAGAAGACGGCCAAGAAAGCGUCAGAUCAGCACUGGCAGGUAUGACGGGGGUGGACGAGCUCUCGGACAGCACGGAGGUGGUGGAGAUGGAGGACGUGAAUCCCACCCAGUUCCACGUGGAGAAGCAUACAUGGGAUGGCCUGAGGAAGAUCAUCCACAACAGCCGCAAGAACACCGGCGUGGUCAUCAACAAGGCGCCACAUGACUUCCAGUUCAUCCAGAAGGACGAGGCCAGCCCGCACUCCCACCGCAUCUAUUACCUUGGAAUGCCUUACGCCAGCAGAGAAAAUGCGUUACUCUACUCAGACAUACCCAAGAAGAUCCGCAAAGAUGCCCUCCUAGUUUUGUCAUGGAAACCAAUGCUAGAUCACUUUCAGGCUAGCCCACACCACGGGGGCUUCUCCCGGGAGGAGGAGCUACUGCGAGAGAGGAAGCGCUUGGGGGUGUCUGGCAUCACCUCUUAUGACUACCACCGACCCAGCGGCCUCUUCCUGUUCCAGGCCAACAGCAGUCUGUACUACUGCCGUGACGGUGGAAACAACAGCUUCAUUACUUCUCCCAUGAAUCCUGUAGAGAUUAAGAGCCAGAGUUCAGGCACACGCAUGGACCCCAAGAUCUGCCCUGGGGACCCCAAUGUUAUCGGCUUCAUCAAUAGCAACGACAUUUGGGUGACCAGCAUCGAGACGGGUGAAGAGAGGAGGCUCACCUUCUGCCACAAAGGUAGUGAUAACCCUAAAGAGGACCCCAGAUCUGCUGGUGUCGCCACUUUUGUCACACAGGAAGAGUUUGAUCGCUUCACUGGAUACUGGUGGUCACCAGCUGCUCGAGAAGAAUCAGAUGGUGGUAAGACUUUACAGAUUUUAUAUGAGGAGGUGGACGAGUCUGAAGUUGAGAUCAUCCAUGUCCCAUCUCCGGCUCUGGAGGAGCGUAAGACAGAUGUUUACAGAUACCCACGUGCAGGCAGCAAGAAUCCAGAUAUUACUCUCAAAAUAGCAGAAAUCAGGACAGAUAAUCUCGGCAAAAUUGUCAGCACACAAGAAAAGGAACUGCCUGUUCCCUUCACCAGCCUGUUCCCCAAUGCCGAAUACAUCACCAGAGCCGGAUGGACAAGGGAUGGCCGAUAUGCUUGGGCGGUCAUGAUGGACCGACGACAGCAGCAUCUCCAGCUGGUCCUGCUGCCUCCAGCGCUCUUCAUCCCUGCACAUCAGGACGAGACCAGCAGACGAGAGAGCCUGGAGGCCCUCGGAGACACAGUCCAUCCCUUCAUCAUCUACCAAGAGACCAGCGACAUUUGGAUCAAUGUCCAUGACAUCUUCCAUCCUUUCAUCCAAGCCAGUGAUGAUGAGAUCACCUUCAUCACAGUAAACGAGUCCAAAACAGGCUUUUGCCACCUGUAUAAGAUCACCUCAGUGUUACAGCAGGGCAGCUAUCACUGGGCCAAAGGCUACACACACUCUGAAGCAGAUGAUUUCAAGUGUCCGGUCAAAGAGGAGGUGACAAUAACCAGUGGGGAGUGGGAGGUUCUGGCCAAUCACGGAGCAAAGCGUUCGUCCAGUCCUCAGAUUUGGGUGGAUGAGACGACAAAGCUGGUUUACUUCCAGGGAACCAAAGACUCUCCUCUGGAACAUCAUCUUUAUGUGGUCAGCUACGAGACGCCGGGUGAAAUCGUCCGACUCACCAAGCCUGGAUUCUCCCACAGUUGCUCUGUGAGCCAGACCUUUGACAUGUUUGUCAGCCAUUACAGCAGCUUGACCUCCGCUCCCUGUGUGCACAUCUUUAAACUUAUGGGCUCAGACAGUGAUCCGCUGCACAAAGAGCCGCAGUUCUGGGCGAGCAUGAUGGAGCCUUCCGGUUUCCCAUUCGACUACACUCCUCCAGAAAUCUUCAGCUUCAUGGGGAAGUCAGGCUUUGAGUUGUAUGGCAUGUUGUACAAACCACACAACCUGGUCCCUGGCAGGAAGCAUCCCACUGUCGUUUUUGUUUACGGCGGUCCACAGGUGCAGUUAGUGAAUAACUCUUACAAAGGAGUGAAGUAUCUGCGGUUGAGCACUCUGGCGUCUCUGGGCUACGCUGUGCUGGUCAUUGACGGGCGGGGAUCCUGUCAGCGAGGACUCCAGUUUGAAGGAGCUGUAAAGGACAAAAUGGGUCAGGUGGAGAUUGAGGACCAGGUGGAGGGUUUGCACUACGUAGCUGACAAAUACAAGUUUGUGGACCUGAGUCGCGUUGCCAUCCACGGCUGGUCCUACGGAGGCUUCCUCUCACUCAUGGGCCUCGUCCACAAACCCGACAUCUUCAAGGUUGCCAUAGCAGGAGCUCCGGUGACGUUGUGGAUGGCCUACGACACUGGCUACACAGAGCGAUAUUUGGACACUCCUGAAAAAAACCAGAAGGGUUAUGAGGCUUGUUCCGUAGCCCUGCAUGUCAACAAACUCCCAAAUGAGCCCAACAGACUGCUGAUCCUUCAUGGGUUUCUAGAUGAGAAUGUGCACUUUUUCCACACUAAUUUCCUGGUGUCUCAACUCAUCCGGGCAGGGAAGCCAUACAACCUACAGGUUUAUCCUAAUGAGCGACACAGCAUCCGAUGUCCAGAGUCUGGAGAACAUUACGAGAUUACACUGCUGCACUUCCUCCAGCAGAACCUCUGAUAAUCUUUUCUGCACUCUGACCUUUCCUUCCUUGCUUCCUAACCCUCCUCUCCCUGUCUCCUCCUCCACAUUCCUCCAUUUAUUUAAACCUGCGUCACCUUCUCUUUCACUAUAUUUUAUUAUACGCUGAAUGCAGGCCAAGCCAAACCUCGUCACACCUCAAGAGUUGUUCGUCAGUCUUAAAGGUGCUGUAGCUUUUUAGCAUCAGUAAAUAAAUGCUUCAAACAAAUAGAGGGCACCGUUCUCCCUGAACAAGCAGGGUUGAUGCUGUCAGCCAGUCUAGUGAUGACAGACAGUGGAAUCAAAACAUGAGUGAUAAAUACUGAUGUUGUAAAAUGCUUCGUAAUGCACCUUUAACAGAACAGGAUUUUGAGCAAUGCAAAAAAAAAACAGAGAAGUGGAGCUGCUGCGCCCAGUUUGCUGAAGCUGUUUUGAGCGAUUUCGCACUUGCUUU